This is a messenger RNA of Cyprinus carpio (common carp), 2503 nucleotides long. Its product is annotated as E3 ubiquitin-protein ligase RNF182-like. NCBI's taxonomy places the organism in Eukaryota, Metazoa, Chordata, Actinopteri, Cypriniformes, Cyprinidae. The record is from RefSeq and is a predicted model, not a curated record.
GAAUGAUCCUUGAGUUUCUGAAAAACAACCGAAUCAACGUCAAGGGAGCCUGUCUGUCAUCACCGUCUUCGCCAAACAGUGCUCACGUGCGUCCGCUAAGAGAAGUCAGUUAGUUCGGCGGACUCUGGUCGGAGCUCGCGCUGGCUCCUGUUGCCACAGCAACCACUGAGGAGAAAUCCGUGCAGCUUCUGAUGCGGUAGCGUUACCGCAAUGAGGGGGAUGUAGCAGUUGUGGUCGGACAGAUGGGACCUCGAGAUUGACUGUGACUCACCACAAAGCGACGAGGAAAGGAUAAUGUGGCGGUUAUAGUCGAUUGUUAGAUUGGAGUGGACGGACGAGGCUGGAAACGACUGUUUUCGAGCCGCAAUCAAGACCUGAGGAAUGAACAAAGUGCUUGGAGGGACAAUGUGAGCAUUCAGAGUUGAAGGUCAUAAUCAAGUGUAGCCAUUACUGGAAGAAAAUAUCUGGCAGUAUUCAGGAGGAUCCUGCUGACUUUAUCUGAAUCUGCGAUUCUUCCGCCUCAUUCUAGAAUCAGCUAUGGAUAACGAGACAAAAACACGCUCUGUGUCCAGACUCUGAUUUUAAAGGAACUGGCAGAUGCUUGCUUUGGAAUGUUUUUAGACUUCUCUGAUGUCAACUAACUUUAUUUCUUUAUUGCUUCUUUGGUUUUGUCUUUCUCUAAACCAUGCUGGAAAAACCCAAGUAAGUUCUUUAACUGAGUGCGGACAGUGAAUGGAGAUCCUCAUUUAGCAUGCAAUGAAUUUCUCUUGUGUUUUAGUAUAAUCUGCUUGUCAUAUAUACAUCAGGGUGUCUUAUGGACAUAUGUAUAAUAUUAAGCUUUCCGUCAAGACUCAGAUUUGCUUUUGUGGACUUCUAAUCAGCAGUAUAUGCAGCAAGCUCUUAAAAAGAUGAAUUUAAGCAAUCCGUUUUGGUGAAAAACAAACGCGAAGCAGAAAAACAAGGGCUAUCGAGGACAGUGCUCAGGUGCUGCUCCUAUAGCAUACAAAAAUUUGCUUAAUUUGAACAUUUGCACCUGCUUCCUGACUCUUUCGCUCCUCUCAGCUGUGGCCAAGCUCCAUCUCUCAGGAUGAGCCAGAAGUCCGACUCAGAGACUGAGAGCUCCCAGGCACCGGUGAUUUAUACGGUGGAGGAACUGGAGUGCAAGAUCUGCUACAAUCGCUUUGACACCCGAGCUCGCAAGCCCAAGGUGUUGAGCUGCUUGCACCGGGUCUGUGCCAAAUGUCUAAAAAAGAUGGUGGAGCUGGACUCGUCUCCAAGCAUCAUCAGCUGCCCCUUCUGUCGCCACGAGACUCACGUCCCUGACGAGGAAAUCUGGUUGCUUCAAGAUGACAGCAACAUUUUGGCUAUUCUGACUUACCAGGACCGGGCGCGUAAGAGUGGCACCACACCCACUGGUGAGGUCCUUUUGACGCCCAACAGUCUGAGCGGAGGCGAGCAGGCCCACAGCUCCUCCGACUGCCUCGUCAUCACAGUCAUGGAAAUCCCUGGAGAGUCGCAGUCCUCGGACUCUAUGAGCAUGUUGCGCUUGUAUCGGACGGCCAGCUUGGACUCCUUGCCUUGCCACCUGCCCGUGCAGAAGUGUCGGGCUUGGACGUCUCAUUCGGUUCCUCGCUUUCUGAUGGGUUUCCUCUGCCUGGUCUACUUUAGCUCGCUGCCACUGGGGAUCUACUUGCUGAUGAUCCAGCAGCUCACGAUGGGAGUGAUCUUGGUCAGCCUGGUGCCCUCCACCCUGGUCCUUUGUGUGUUCUACGGCUUCUGCCAAUGUCUGUGCCACGAGAUCAUGGAGGCCAUUGCCACAUAACACCCUACGGUCGGCCCUUGGGCUGAUCUUUGGACUAGCAAGACCUGUAAAAGAACUAAAGCCAAAUGACUGAUGAAUAUCUAUUAAUUCCAGACACCAUAUUUUUUCCAUCACACCAGAUUAUACCAGCAUCUACUCCUUGUAACUCACCUCACAUUGUAUGCAGGGCCAACUGUACUUGACUUUAGCAGUUAAAGCUUGAUUACCAAUGCAAGCUGGAGGUAUUGAUUUUGGACUGCAUCAGGUCGCUGUGGUUUUGUAUUGUGUCUAGCUCACCCAAUGGGUCUUCAACAACUGUGAUAUAAAUAACACGCAACAGAGAAUGAAGUCCUUCCACACUGUAAUAUGGAAACCACAGAAUGUGUUCACCAAUACUAGAUGAAUUUGUUUUCUGUUAUCUUCUGAAUAUCUGUGGUAUAAUUUCAAUCAUUGUCUCAAUGUUCUCGUUGAAGUCCCUAGUUGCCUUUGUAAGGCAUGUCAAUGGCCAAGCUGUAAUGUAUAUGUAAAAUAAGUGAAUUUGUGUUUGUCAUUGCUAUGAGAAUGAACAAAUACUUUAAAGCCACCUAUUAGAUAUUCAAUAAAGAUUCUUCCAUAUCUAACAGAACUCCAGAUUAAACUGUGAAGUACACAUUCCAUACUUGAUCACUGUUUAAGUAUCCACCUUUUUUCUACGUCCCCUGA